This is a messenger RNA of Peromyscus leucopus (white-footed mouse), 1057 nucleotides long. Its product is annotated as cytochrome P450 3A31-like. The coding region runs from base 157 to 603 and encodes 148 amino acids. NCBI's taxonomy places the organism in Eukaryota, Metazoa, Chordata, Mammalia, Rodentia, Cricetidae. The record is from RefSeq and is a predicted model, not a curated record. Gene Ontology annotation, molecular function: testosterone 6-beta-hydroxylase activity; heme binding; oxidoreductase activity, acting on paired donors, with incorporation or reduction of molecular oxygen, reduced flavin or flavoprotein as one donor, and incorporation of one atom of oxygen. The transcript has 4 exons. Gene Ontology annotation, biological process: oxidative demethylation; steroid metabolic process.
GUGGCUGGAGCCUUGGCCCCACCAUCUUCCCAGGGUAUAAACACCGCAGGCUGCGCACACUUCAGCACCAUUGGGCAGAAGGGAAGCCCUGCAGAGGGUAGCACACACAGCUGGAGGGAGAACACAGGGGGGUACACUGCUGACAGACAAGCCAGGAUGGACCUGACUUCAGUUCUCUCCCUGGAAACCUGGGUCCUCCUGGCAAUCAGUCUGGUGCUUUUAUACCGAUAUGGGACCCAUAAACAUGACAUCUUUAAGAAACAGGGAAUUCCUGGGCCCAAACCUCUGCCAUUUGUAGGAACUCUGCUGAAUUACUACAAGGGUAUGUGGAAAUUUGACAUUGAGUGCUAUAAAAAGUAUGGAAAAAUAUGGGGGCUCUCUGCAGCAGGGAGGAACAGUUUCUGUGAACUGAACCUUGAACCUAUGUUCAGAUGCGUAUUUACUGAGAGUAUAGGAAAGUUGUGUUUGGGUACAAGUUCCUCAUACCAGAGUGCAUUUGAUCUAUUCUACAUGUUCUCUGAAGGAAGUCAUCACACCCCUGCAACCUCACUCCUUAUUGUACACUGUUUGCAGUAUCCAAUCAUUCAAGAUCUCCAAGCAUGACUGGACAGUCCAAUGACUAAAGUCAUACAACAGAUGGAAAACUCCUUCAGAAAAACAACUCUAUAAAUCACAGAAAACAGUCACUGUUCUCUACUAUGAUUUCCUCAAGGUCUAGGUACCUUCAACAACCAACUAAUACAUUCUGCUAUUACCCUAGAGACACUGAGAAACAAAUUUUUCAUUAUAAUGUUUAUUCAGGAUACAAUGACUCUAUUAGAUUCCCACUACAUUUCCUUUUGUUUAAGUUGUUUUAAUUACCUUCAAGAUUAUGCAGCCACACAGUGAAGAUACCCCUUUAUGUAUCAUAUUGUCUCACAGUCUUAGGUAGAUAAGCCAGAAUACAUUUUCCAUCCAGUAAAAUUAUUACAUUGAAAACAAGUAAAACAAAUGUUAGGAUAAGAAUUCUAUUAAAAUGAAGCACAGGAUUGAAUGAAGCUAAGGGAUCUGCAAUGCU